AUGCUGCCGAUAGGAGCCAUAAUAGCAAGAUACUUGAAAGUGUUCAAAUCAGCAGAACGUGCUUGGUUUUACCUUCACGUCAUUUGCCAAACCUCUGCCUACAUCGUUGGUGUUGGUGGCUGGGCCUAUGGUCUCAAACUCGGCCAUGACUCUGUUGCUGUUGAGUAUGGCACCCAUAGAGCUCUUGGCAUCACCAUCUUCUGCCUUGGAACUCUACAGGUGUUUGCUCUGUUUUUGAGGCCAAACAAGGAUCAUAAAUAUAGAAUCUUCUGGAAUUUCUACCACUACUUGGUGGGAUACGCCACAAUAAUCAUCAGCAUUGUGAACAUAUUUAAAGGCCUCGAUGCACUUGUGAACUCUUGUGGAGAUCGUUAUGAAAACUGGAAAAGUGCAUACAUUGGGGUUAUUGCAUGUCUUGGUGGAAUUGCUGUGUUGUUGGAAGUUUACACUUGGAUCAUUGUGUUGAAGAGGAAAAGAUCAGAGGCCAUUCCAAAUGGGGUUAAUAAUAACGGGGUUAAUGGGGGUUAA
Molecule: messenger RNA, 528 nt
Organism: Neltuma alba
Lineage: Eukaryota; Viridiplantae; Streptophyta; Magnoliopsida; Fabales; Fabaceae
Product: cytochrome b561 and DOMON domain-containing protein At5g47530-like
Exons: 2
Coding region: 1-528 (175 amino acids)
Source: RefSeq, a predicted model, not a curated record